AUCAGACUAUCUUUCAUCUUUCAGCUCAGUCAGUCAGUCAGCCAUGGACACGAAGAAGAGACCAAUCUCUGGUGGUCUAGCCUCCAUCCUUAUCCUCUCUCUCCUCGCCAUUACAACUGCCGAAGUCUUCUUUGAGGAGCAAUUUCAAGAUGGUUGGGAAGAUCGGUGGGUUAAAUCUGAGUGGAAGAAGGAUGAGAAUAUGGCUGGGGAGUGGAACUACACUUCUGGUAAAUGGAAUGGUGAUGCUAACGAUAAAGGUAUCCAGACUAGUGAAGAUUACAGGUUUUAUGCUAUAUCAGCUAGAUUCCCUGAAUUCAGCAACAAGGACAAGACUUUAGUUUUCCAGUUCUCUGUUAAGCAUGAGCAGAAACUUGAUUGUGGUGGUGGCUAUAUGAAGCUACUUAGUGGUGACAUUGAUCAAAAGAAAUUUGGCGGUGACACACCAUACAGUAUUAUGUUUGGACCAGAUAUCUGUGGCUACACCACCAAGAAAGUCCAUGCUAUCCUCACCCACAAUGAAACAAACCACUUGAUCAAGAAGGAUGUUCCAUGUGAGACUGACCAACUAUCCCAUGUGUAUACAUUCAUCCUACGACCAGAUGCUAGCUACAGCAUCCUCAUUGACAAUGUGGAAAAGCAAUCCGGCAGCUUGUACUCUGAUUGGGACCUUCUCCCAGCAAAGCAAAUCAAGGAUCCUGAAGCGAAGAAGCCUGAGGAUUGGGAUGACAAGGAGUUCAUUCCUGAUCCAGAAGAUGUUAAACCAGAGGGUUAUGAUGAUAUACCAAAGGAGAUCGCAGACCAAGACGCUGUAAAGCCUGAAGAUUGGGAUGAUGAAGAAGAUGGUGAGUGGACAACCCCAACUAUUGCUAACCCUGAGUACAAGGGUCCCUGGGAGCAGAAGAAAAUUAAGAAUCCUAACUACAAGGGAAAAUGGAAGGCACCCUUGAUUGACAACCCAGAUUUCAAGGAUGACCCAGAUCUCUAUGUUUUCCCUAAGUUGAGCCAUGUUGGAAUUGAACUAUGGCAGGUGAAAUCCGGAACCCUCUUUGAUAAUGUCUUGGUGUGCGACGAUCCUGAAUAUGCAAAGAAAUUGGUGGAAGAAACAUGGAGCAAACAUAAAGAGGCUGAGAAGACUGCAUUUGAAGAGGCAGAGAAGAAGAAAGAAGAGGAGGAACCAAAGGCUGACCCUGCUGAUUCAGAUGCGGAGGAUGAAGGCGAUGAUGAAUCAGAUGCGAACAAUAAGGAUGAUGACACCGAGGAAGAAGAUGAUUCUGCGGCGGCUGCUCAUGACGAACUAUGAGAGAGGAGUAGGAAGCAUAUGGAAUCGGAUUUGUUUGUUGUCCCUAAAGAUUGAUAUGAUAUGAUUAAGAGUUGUUGUAGCAGUUGUUAGUUUUCUUGUUUAGAGAAAAUAGAAACAGGGGAAGGAAACUACUGCAAUGCAAAACAAAUAGGAUGAUUUUAUCAGAACCAGGCUCCUCUCCCCAGUCCCCACUUCUUCUUCUUCUUCUUCUGUAUCUGAAUUUUGUUUUUCAAUUCACAAUAAGACACUUCAAAAUUGAGCUAGAUUCUUCUUUCUCAUUA
Molecule: messenger RNA, 1581 nt
Organism: Impatiens glandulifera
Lineage: Eukaryota; Viridiplantae; Streptophyta; Magnoliopsida; Ericales; Balsaminaceae
Product: calreticulin-like
Exons: 14
Coding region: 44-1300 (418 amino acids)
Biological process (GO): protein folding
Cellular component (GO): endoplasmic reticulum; endoplasmic reticulum membrane
Molecular function (GO): calcium ion binding
Source: RefSeq, a predicted model, not a curated record